AUGGAUGCCUCCCUCUUGAGAAAGUUACAAACAACCCUGCUCACGCUCCAGGCUGUGUUGGAUGAUGCAGAAGAGAGGCAGAUCAACAAUCUUGCAGUCAAAAAUUGGCUAGAUGACUUGAAAGACGCUGUCUUAGAUGCUGAGGAUUUGGUCAGUGAAAUAAGUUACGAUUCCCUUCGGUGCAAAAUGGAUAAUAGAGAAGCUGGAAGCAGAACUAAUAAGGUGUGGAACUUUCUUUCAUCUCCUUUUACAAACUUCUAUAGAGAUAUCAAUUCCCAAUUGAAGAUCAUGUGUGAAACUCUUGAAGCUUUUGCACAACAUAAAAAUACCCUUGGAUUGCAAACAAAAAGUGCUAGAGUUUCUCGAAGACCACCUUCAAGUUCCGGGGUUAAUGAAUCUGUCAUGGUCGGUAGGAAUGAUGAUAAAGAUUCAAUCAUCAAGAUGCUUCUAUCAGAAAGUGGCACCAGCAAAAAUAAUAACUUAGGUGUUGUUGCAAUUUUGGGUAUGGGAGGUGUUGGAAAAACAACCCUUGCACAACUUGUUUACAAUGAUGAAAAAAUUGAACAACAUUUUGAUUUCAAAGUCUGGGUUUGUGUAUCAGAGGACUUCGAUGUUGUGAGAGUAACCAAGUCUCUCCUUGAAUCUGUUGUUAGAAAUACAACAUCUGCGUCUUCAAAGGUAUGGGAAAGCGAUAAUCUUGAUAUUCUUCGGGUUGAAUUAAAUAAAAAGACGAGGAUGAAAAGAUUUUUGUUUGUGCUAGACGAUUUUUGGAAUGACAGUUACAAUGAUUGGGAUGAGCUAGUAAGUCCUCUCAUUGAUGGAAAACCUGGAAGUUCUGUGAUUAUAACAACGCGCCAACAAAAAGUUGCAGAGACGGCCAAGACAUUUCCUAUUCAUAAAUUAGACCCUCUGUCACACGAAGAUUGUUGGUCUAUACUCUUAAAACAUGCAUUGGGAAGUGAUGAAUAUCAAGGCACAGCCCUUGAAGAGAUUAGUAGGAAGAUUGCAAAAAAGUGUGGCGGAUUGCCAAUAGCUGCUAAAACGCUAGGAGGACUUCUACGUUCAAGGGUAGACAUAACGGCCUGGACUGAUAUUUUGAAUAGCAAUGUGUGGAACUUACCAAAUGAUAAUAUUAUGCCUGCUUUACAUUUGAGUUACCAAUAUCUUCCGUCUCAUUUGAAAAGAUGUUUUGUAUAUUGUUCAAUUUUUCCAAAGGAUUAUCCACUUGAUAGGAAGAAUUUGGUUUUGUUGUGGAUGGCAGAGGGCUUCCUUGAUUGUUUUCAGAAGGGAAAAUCGGUAGAGGAUGUAGGUGAUGAUUGGUUUGCUGAACUCUUGUCUAGGUCCUUAAUUCAACAAUCAAAUGAUGGUGCUCGUGGAAAAUCGUUUUUCAUGCAUGAUCUUAUCAACGACUUAGCUACAGCCGUAUCUGGAAAAAUUUGUUGUCGGUCUGAAUGUGGUGACAUCUCUGAAAAGGUUCGUCAUUUAUCAUAUGUUCAAGACGUGUAUGAUAUAUUCACAAAGUUUAGGCCUUUCUACAAUUUUAAAUGCUUGCGAAGCUUCCUACCCAUUACUACCCGGAGGUCAUGUAAUUACUUAUCCAUCAAGGUGGUUGAUGAUCUGCUACCAUUAUUCAAAAGGUUGCGCAUGUUGUCACUUUCAAACUAUGUAAACAUCACCAACCUACCGGAUUCAAUUGGCAAUUUGGUGCAAUUGCGGUAUCUAGAUUUGUCCUUCACUAAAGUCAAAAGUUUGCCUGAUACAAUAUGUAACCUUUACAAUUUGCAGACCUUGAUUUUAUUAGAUUGCGUGCGUCUCAUUGAAUUGCCGGUGCAUAUGGGGAAUUUAAUCAGUUUACGUCACCUUGAUAUAAGUGGGACUGGCAUAAAAGAGUUGCCUAUGGAAAUUGGUGGACUAGAAAACCUCCAAACUUUGACUGUUUUUUUAGUGGGUAGGCGACAUGAAGGGUUAAGUAUCAAAGAGCUAAGUAAAUUCCCAAACCUACGAGGGAAAUUUACCAUAAAAAACCUAUACAAUGUCGUUGAUGCAAAAGAGGCAGAAGAUGCCAACCUGAAAAACAAAGAGAAAAUUGAGGAGUUAGAGUUGCUAUGGGGGAAAAUAACUGAAGACUCAGUAAAAGUAAAAGUUGUGCUUGAAAUGUUGCAACCAGCCAUAAACCUGAAGAGCCUUAAAAUUGACUUAUAUUGUGGGACAAAUUUUCCGAAUUGGUUGGGAAAUUCUUCGUUCUCUAACAUGGUGUCCCUUGAAAUUCAUAAUUGUGAAUUCUGCGUGACACUUCCACCGCUAGGCCAACUACCUUCCCUCAAGAAGCUGAAUAUAUCGAAUUUGUUGUUAUUGGAGACAAUUGGCCAAGAGUUCUAUUGUGUUGAGGAAAAAGCAUGUUCAAAUCCUACCUUCCAACCAUUUCCUUCCCUUGAGCAUUUGAUAUUUCACAAGAUGCCAAAUUUGAAGAAUUGGAUUUCUUUUGAAGGCAAAAUUUUUGCAUUUCCGCGACUUAGAACUAUGGAGUUACGUGAUUGUCCUGAACUAAAGGGAGAUUUGCCUGACCACCUUUCUCGCAUGGAAGAAAUUGAAAUAAAAGAUUGUUUUAAGCUAUUGGAAACACUCCAUACUUUGAGUUGGCUAUCGGCAAUCCAAACAGUAAGCAUUAAAGAUUUAAAAUAUGAAGCUUAUGCUCAAAAAAUGUUUGAGACCGACUUGCGACAUGCAGCUGCUGAACGUUACGCAAUGUUUAUUUCUAAAACGAUCAUGAGUAGUAUUUGUCUUACUCGCUUGACGCUCUGCAAUAUUCAAUCUCUCACUGCAUUUCCCACAUGUGGUCUACCCACUUCACUGCAGGCUCUGUAUAUUGCUGGGUGUAGCAAGUUAUCCUUCAUGCCUUUCGAAACAUUUCAAAAUUACACAUCACUAGUAGAUCUUUGUAUGUGGUAUAGCUGUGAUGCACUUGCAUCAUUUCCAGUUGAUGGUUUCCCUGCUCUCCAAUCACUUUCCCUCUACUGUUGUAAGAGUAUGCAAUCCAUUUUUAUUUCAGAAAGUCCUUCACGUCGGCAGUCAAGCCUCCGUACCCUUCAGAUUAUAGGCAGCGCCUCAAUUGAAUCAUUUAAUGUCAAUCUUCAGUUGAACACGCUUACCAAUCUUGAAUGUUUGUCUCUUUGCUGUUAUGAAGAGUUGUCAUUUCGGGAAGGAGUUUGUCUACCUCCCAAAUUACAAACAGUAUCUAUUAAGUGCAAAAGAACAAAGCCGCAUUUAAAGGAAUGGGAUCUCCGAGACCCAACCGCUCUUUCAACAUUGCAAAUUGGUGUCGGUGAUAAUUUGUUCUCUGAAGGAAAUGAGCUUCGUCACCUCUCCUCGCUCCAAAAAAAUCUUCACUUCAUUGAUUGUCGACAUCUCAAGUCAUUACCAGAAAACUGGAUUCCUUCCUCGCUGAAAUCACUUAAUUUUACAAAUUGUGACAAACUCGAGUCAUUACCAGAAGACAACCUCCCUGCAUCUCUUAAGCAGCUGACCAUCCAACGUUGCCCUCUGCUAGAAGAAAGGUAUAAAAGGAAGGAAAAUUGGUCCAAAAUUGCUCACAUCCCUGUCAUACAAAUAAAUGACCAACUCACAAUAUGA
This is a messenger RNA of Lathyrus sativus (Indian pea), 3630 nucleotides long. The record is from the annotation of a GenBank genome assembly. Lineage: Eukaryota; Viridiplantae; Streptophyta; Magnoliopsida; Fabales; Fabaceae.